This is a messenger RNA of Trichoderma harzianum CBS 226.95, 1968 nucleotides long. RefSeq lists its product as hypothetical. Lineage: Eukaryota; Fungi; Ascomycota; Sordariomycetes; Hypocreales; Hypocreaceae. The record is from RefSeq and is a predicted model, not a curated record. The coding region runs from base 1 to 1968 and encodes 655 amino acids. The transcript has 3 exons.
AUGGACGCUCCAGACCAGAGCAGCAACACGUCCUCUCUUGGACUCGGCAGCGAGCCCGAAAUAAUCGAAAGCUACGAUGAACAACUUCCAACAGCCAGCCAUGCCCUCGCCGAGGAAAGCAUCCAGACCGAGGUCGAGAACAAGGGCGCCAGCCAGACUGACCACGACGAGAUCGAGGUGAAGAAUAUCGGGUGGAAUGACAAGGCACAAUGCGUUCCUCAGCCAGUGGUCGGCGGAAUGGGGAACGAAGAGCUCUGGCUCCUGAUCAGACGCUUCAACAAGCAGGUCUUUGAGGUCAAGAGCAUAGACACCGUUCCGCUGGCCGACCUGGAUAUGAACAUUGCAGAUGACGAUGCCUUUUCUCCAGACAAGCUGCGCGCGCAGUUGGAGCGCUUGUACAUGACGGUGGUGGUCUCUGUUGUCUCUCUGUGGAAACACAUUGUACGCCUCCGUUCGUGGAGAGAGACAAAGCGAACGGCAGCGUUCCUGGCCGUGUACGCCUUUGCGUGGCUAUUUGACCUGCUGGUACCGGCCGUCAUUAUGUUUCUCAUCGUCUUGAUUGCCUAUCCGCCAGCAAGGACAAUCUGCUUCCCUCCAGCACCACCAUCCAUCGUCGACUCAAAGACAGGAGGCGUACAGAAACCGCCUUCUGGUGUCCUUGCCUCUGACACGUCCAUCACUGGUGCGCCGGAGAAACACGAAGGCGAGGGUGUUGAGCAAGAAGCACACAGCUUUGUCAACAGCAUCGCAUCGGUCGUCAUAAGUACGAGCGCUGGGAAGCAUCCACAAGGUGAUCCAUACGACGACAACACUGCCCCAGAUCCGACAAACAUAACAUCGGACAUUUCGGCCGCCAAGGACGCGACAGACGGAAAAGAAACCUCUGUAGAACAUGACAGGACAAAGAAGCCCGUUUCAAACAUUGUCUGGACUAAGACUGGACCUGUCAUGCACCUCAUUUCGGAGUUGGUCGAUACUUGGGAGCGCUUUGGGAAUGCCCUCAGCCCGACACCACCGUUCCCUGUCGAACAGCCAAGAUUGACGCUCUCUGCCUGUCUUUUGCCUCCGCUGUUUCUUUCCUUUUGGGUCUCUUCGUAUAUGCUGCUCAAGGGCCUCGGGUUUGGUGUUGGAUUUGUCCUCUUUGGCGAUCCCAUCAUCACACCAGCCCUGCAAUUUGCCAACAGGACAUACCCGCGCUGGGAGAAAUUCAUUGAGCUGCGAAAUACCAUUCUACGAGGAAUUCCGACCAAUGCACAACUUGCCGUCACGCUGCUGCGCAUCGGCGAGAAGAAUAAAACGCCAAUUCCUCCUCCUCCAUCCUCCGAUGCGCCACCACCUCCCAAGAUUGAUCCUGAAGCUGCACAGCAGGUCGACAAUCUAGGUGUCACCGAAGAGGAAGCGAGGGAAGCACUUCAACCUGAUUUAGAUCACGCAUCAGACGUUAAAGACGACAGUCAGCAGCGAAAGCCCAAACGGUCACAUCGGAUCCUCAAUAUGCUCAAAGGCACCGCCAAGGGUGGCGUGCAUACGGCCCUCGCUGCCGACAAAGCCAAAGCUGCCGCUGGUGCUUAUCACGCACGAAAUCGUCUCGGUGUCGUGAACAAGCCUUCAGACGCUGACUCCAUGUCGGGUCCAAUCUGUUUCCCUGCCCGGUGCCGUGGUAAAAAGGGCCAUGCAUACAUCACGGCCACGGCUACGAGUCCCGCGUUGAGCUGGACCUCGGAUAUCGAGGACGUGAAUCCAGCGUGGACAGUAGCUAUUGAAGACAUUGACCAACUGAAGAAGGUUGGAGGCUUGGGGUGGAAGACUAAGAUUCUUGUUGGAUGGGCAAUGGAGAGAGAAGUGGUGGAUGGAUUGGUUGUGAGAACAAAAGACGGAACCGAGCAUCACUUGACAGCCAUCACAAUGCGCGAUGAGCUGUUCAACCGAUUGAUUGCGAUGGGGCAUCAAAUGUGGGAAGCGUGUUGA